GCGAAUUCACCGCGCGUUGAAUUUUUCAACGCGAAACCCGCGUUAAAUCCAAUUUCGGACACAUAGUCCCUCGCGAGAUUGACGAGACGCACGGGGAGGCCGAUGACGCCGAGAUGAGGACAUACACCACACGACGGAGGUCGAACCGGGCGGACAGGGACAUGUUGGGGGGAGACGAGGAUUUUUGGGGCCCUUUUGGGAAGGUGGCUUCCACGGGUGAUGUGCGUGAUGCCAGAGUCGGGGGCUCACAUGCAGGCACGAGCCGCGCAGAGGUGGGGAGGCCGACUCCUACUCCUACGAGGCGAGAGUCGCCCAUUAGGCCACCUCCUGCGCCGAGUCCUACACCGCCCACCCCCGUCUCGCCUCUUCAGCCGGCCACUACACAGGCGGAGACGGAGGAGUUGGCUACCUCCUUUCCUCCGCACGGGCUUCUCCAAAGAUCGACGGUGGUUCGAAAGUUGAGGUUACGAUCACCUUCCCCGGGGGAUGCACUAGAGGAGGGGGAUGUGGCAGCAACGACGCAGGAGGCACCAACAGUCGCGACAACGGAGGAGGAGGUGCCAGCACAGGCGACGACUGAGGAGGAGGUGGAAGGUGUCGCAACAGUGGAGGGGGAGAUCGCAGCAGCAGUGGAGAGGGAGGAGGAGGUAGCGGCAGCGGCAACGUUGGCAGCCGUUCCUAUGGAUCAUGAUGAUGCGAACGCCGAUGAGCAGCUCGUGCAACGCUACAUCAGGGAGGAGGUCGAUCCAGUCGUAGGGGGUUUAACCCCGGGGAUGGCGAUGGAGCUGGGGAUUUGUCCUCCCACAGGGCGGGCGCGGUCAGAGAUGGGGACGCACUUCGACUUCGACAUGUCGAUAGGCGGUCCACCUAGUUGCGGCGGGGCAACAUCGACAGAUCGGGCGCAUCACGACAUGACGUAGCAGGGGUAUGAGGUGUUUUAAAAAAAUGCAGAUGGUAAAAAAAAAACAAAACAAAAAAAAAAGGCAGAUGCAGAAUUUCAAAAUAAAUAAACAAGAAAGGGGUUUGAUUGAUUGAUUGAUUGAUUGAUUGAUUGAUUGAUUGUGAGUGUGUGUGUGUGUGUGUGUGUGUGUGAGAGAGAGAGAGAGAGAGAGAGAGAGAGAGAGAGAGAGAGAGAGAGAGAGAGAGAGAGAGAGAUGUUUAUAACCAAUGUAGUCAUGAUUCUCCUUCCUUUUUUUUUUGUUUUUAACAAAAAUUCAAAUCUUUA
Molecule: messenger RNA, 1225 nt
Organism: Chara braunii
Lineage: Eukaryota; Viridiplantae; Streptophyta; Charophyceae; Charales; Characeae
Source: the annotation of a GenBank genome assembly